AUGGCGGCGGGCAGGCGCGCCCCGCGCAGCGGGCUGCUGGAGCUUCGCGGCCCCGGCGGGCAGUGGCUCCGCGUCCUGCUCACCCUGACUGAAGACGUGCUGGGGGUGAGCCCGGCCGAUAGCCCCGGUCCCGGGGAAGCCCCGGCGGCGCAGCUGAACGGCGGCGAACCGGGCUCCGCCGUGCCCGAGGCGCUCGCCAACAUCAGGCGCACUGUGCGGGUGGUGAAGCAGGACGUUGGGGGGCUCGGCAUCAGCAUCAAAGGUGGCAGGGAGAAUAAAAUGCCCAUCUUGAUCUCCAAGAUAUUCAAGGGGCUGGCAGCGGAUCAGACCGAGGCGCUGUACGUGGGGGACGCCAUCCUCGCCGUCAAUGGCACCGACCUCUCCGAGGCGACGCACGACGAGGCCGUGCAGGCCUUGAAGAAGACAGGCAAGGAGGUGGUCUUGGAAGUGAAGUACAUGAAGGAGAUCUCACCCUACUUCAAGAACUCCUCCACGGGGGCGACAGUCAGCUGGGACCCCUCGCCCACGGCCCUGCAGAAGCGGUCAUCUCCCCUGCUGCCCCCUCGGGAGCUGCGGGAGAGCAAGACCCUGCCCCUCAAGAUGUGCUACGUGUCCCGCAAGUGCCUCCCCGCCGACCCGGAGCACAGGUACCUGGAGGUGUGCUCGGCGGACGGGCGCGUCGCCCUCUUCCUGCGGGCGAAGGACGAGGCGACGGCGCAGUCGUGGCUCGGUGCCAUCCAGGCCAACGCGGGCGCGCUGCUGCCGCGGGUGAAGGAGGAGCUGCGAGCCCAGCUGGCCGGUGCCAGCGGGGUGGCUGGAAGGGACGUCAAGCACGUGGGCUGGCUGACCGAGCAGCUCCCUAGUGCUGGCACCAGGAACCUCUUGGCCGUCCUGACCGAGAAGGAGCUGCUGCUGUACAGCAGCCUGCCGCAGAGCCGUGACGCCCUGGGCAAGCCCACGCACAGCUACCCCCUCAUUGCCACCAGGCUGGUGCACUCGGGGCCGGCCAAGGGCUCCGCGCUGUACGAGGCGGAGCUGUCGUUCGCGCUGCGCAGCGGCAGCCGGCUGGGCGUGCAGAGCCACCUCUUCAGCCUGGAGAGCCCCCGCGACCUGGCGCUGUGGACGCGACUGCUGGUGGACGGAACGCACGGAGCUGCCGAGCUGGUCCAGGAGGUUUCGGCAGCUUGCACGUGGAAGGGGCAGGACUGCACCCUGUCCAUCCACAUCGACAAGGGCUUCACGAUCUCCACCACCGAGCCUGGGCUCAGCAAGACCAUCCUGCUCCAACAGCCUUUCGAGAAGCUCCAGAUGUCCUCUGAUGAUGGCACCAAGAUGCUUUACCUGGACUUUGGUGGCCCAGAGGGAGAGAUUCAAUUGGACCUUCACUCUUGCCCCAAAACCAUCGUCUUCAUCAUCCACUCCUUCCUCUCGGCCAAGGUGACCCGGCUGGGGCUGCUGGCAUAAAGAAGGAGUGGAGCAUCGGGCAGAGCAGCCCCAGCCCCACCAAUCUAUGCACCUCCCUCCAGGCCAUCCCAGCCGUAAGCCAGCCCAAGGAGCCCGGAGCCCGUGUGGGGUCACACCACCCCCCACCAGGGAACAGCA
Indicator indicator is the source of this 1602-nucleotide messenger RNA. It is a transcript of the gene SNTA1, whose product is annotated as syntrophin alpha 1. Gene Ontology annotation, molecular function: protein binding; structural molecule activity. The transcript is spliced from 8 exons. Bases 1 to 1464 code for a protein of 487 amino acids. NCBI's taxonomy places the organism in Eukaryota, Metazoa, Chordata, Aves, Piciformes, Indicatoridae. The record is from RefSeq and is a predicted model, not a curated record. Gene Ontology annotation, cellular component: intracellular anatomical structure; neuromuscular junction; sarcolemma.